GCAUUUAGAACACUUGUGAGAAACGGAGAAAGGAGUGGGGGACUGUUUUCAGGUUGGGAGGUUUGUCAAUAGCUUGGGAAUUAAUGCGGGGCGUGGGGGUGGGGGGCGGAAACGGGAAGCGGGGUGGCUGGGCUUACCUAAAGGGGCGAUUUAACAGCUCAGGGUGUCCACUCGAAUACCCUGGCCUACAGGUCUUAGUAAAUUUGGUGAGGAGUAAAUGGGUAAGACUUCAGAGGGUUGUUUGCUUUCACCCUUGUUUUCAUCCAGGCAUUAGCAAUGGCCCCCGAUUUCAGAUUAGGGAAGUGAGGCCUGAAACAUUAGGGAACAGUGAAGCCCUGGAAACGGUGUCUGUUAAAGGUGGGACGACCCGGGGUGCACUGGUAGUGCACAGGCUUUGGAAAGGCCAUCGAAUGAUCGACUGGACAUGGUCUGCCGGGGACCCUCCUUACCCCACCACAUGGCACCUCUUUUAAGGGCAACCUAGAAUGGUCUUGGAAAGACGCUGUACACACUCUUUGUCGGCCGAAGCCAGUCCCGCACAGUUCCCAGCGGGCUGUGCGGCUUGUCUCCAGCCCUACCAGUUCUGCCCUAGUCAGGUGUCCUCUUAGUAAUACAGGGUUAACAUCCGAGCCUCUCGUAACCAACAACCACCGCCGAAUGCAAAGGAGGCUGCAUCUCCCGAGCAACCGCCGGCGUCCUCAGCUUCCCCCUGAUUGGAGGGCGACGCGCGCGCCGGCGAGCGAUUGGUACGCGGUGUCACGAGGCGGCGGGGGUGUGACGGCAGCGGUGCGUUGCUAGUAGUGCCUGGAGCGGCUUUGCUCGCAGGACUGCGCCUCCGUGUAAGCCUGCGGUCAGGAGAGGGAGUGGACGAGAAAGCCGCGGAGGGCGCCCGGGCUGCGCGGGCCGCUGAGCCUGGCCGCGCUGCUGCCACUGGCUGCCCUACGCAGGUCAGCCGGGCCUGCCUCUUCCGCCGCCGCAGCUGCCCCGGCGUCUAGUCGACAACACAUCCUUUGCUUUCCGUCCCUCCGCAAGCGCGACGCGGGGUGCUCCGCCCCUCCCGACGGGUGUUGAUCUCCAAGUCGCCGACUCUGUCGUGGGGUCUGACAGCUGCCUUCCAGGUGCAAGACUCAAAACAUGAAUGAUACAUAUUACCAAUGUUCAAAGCUGACUUGGCUGGAACUGGAAUACAGUUGUCUGCAACAUAGUCCAGAGGAAUUAGGAAAGUCAAAGUAAUGGAUAACAGAGAAGACCCUCCAUUCUUCAAUGGAGAUAACAUGGGACCAUUUUACUACAAACUUCCUUUCUAUAAUACCAUAAAGCUCUUCAUUGAAACAUUGACUGGAACAUGUUUUGAGCUCAGAGUUUCACCCUUUGAAGCUGUCAUUUCUGUGAAAGCAAAAAUUCAAAGAUUGAAAGGUAUUCCCAUCUGUCAGCAGCAUUUAAUUUGGAAUAACAUGGAACUUGAAGAUGAAUAUUGCUUGAGUUAUUACAACACUUCAGAAGGUUGUACCCUGAAGCUGGUAUUGGCUAUGCGUGGUGGACCUAUAAAUACUAGAAGAGUUCCUAUGGAAGAUCCACUGAGGGAGAUGGCUGAGUACAUGGAUUCCAGUCGAGGUGAAGUCUGGGAGAAGACCUCCUGCAACAAACAAGUUACAUUUUUGGUAUACCGAGAAGGAGAUCAAUUGAAUUUCUUUCAUGUAGUAGAUAGGGGAGAUGGCACUUUAACACCAUCAUCUGAAACUUUAAGCGGCGGCUCUGUGUAUGGUUCACAUACUGCGGAGGAUAAGGAACUUGAGCAUUCUCCCUCUGGGCAACAGAUCAUCGAGAAUUCAAUAACUAUGAAUAAGAUGAAGCUCCUGAAGGCCAAGAUGGAGAACAACAAUCCCAGCAAAAAGCCUAAGAAAGCUGUCAAGGUAAAACCUCAUCCACCUAUAGCUCCUCGACCUUCUAGUAGUUCCACGGCAGCUGCUCACCACAGAUUGUCAAGGGUUCUCCCCAACAUUGGGCAGCCUUGUUUGCCUUCUCCUGGGGAUGCUUAUCUACAUGAAAUAUCCAGCGGUGCAAUUUCAAGUUUGGCAGCUCUGCCCCCUGCUGUUGGACCCACGUCAUCUAUAGCUAGCGGUUUUCCUAAGGAAGAUGACUGGGAGAGUAACCCACUGUCUCAUUCCAAUAGCAGCAUCAAACUACGACCUCGGAUACCCCAUACGGAGUUGGAAAGUGACAAAGAGCUUGUUGAUCCUCUUCUCCACCUUGGAUCAUCCUUGCCUAGGCAGACAAAACACUUUUCAGGAAAUUUGGUAUCUAAUAAUGAGAAUGACACUGUUUUAUCUCCGACUUUAGAAGAGUGUGUAACUGAAGAAUCACUUCUACCUGAAGUAGGUUCUUUUGCUUCGUUUACAGAAGGAAAUGGUGAUGAACAGAGCAGUGUCUUAGAAGGCACUUGGAAGGGAAAUCCAGAGUUCUUACUCACAAAUGGUGAUAAAGGGUUGAAAGCUACAGAGGAGCAUCUUAAACAUGUUGCAAGAAUGUUAAGUGGUGAAUCAGUAGAGACUACAGUUCUCAACCACAAUGACUUAAAUCCUCACAAAAAAAGAUUCUUGUCACCUCUUUGCUAUUCUACACCAAUGUCACUACAUAAUUCUGUGGUGAAACCACAGAGACGACCCAAAUGUUUUGCGUCUGAGAACCUCCAGUCUUCUACUUCACAAAAAGUCCUUCAGUCAUUGGAUGUUCGAAAUAAAACUGAUUCUUCUUUCUCAAGGUCUACUCGCUUUCAAGCUGUUAAAGUUGAUUCCCCUGGGAAAAGAUCUGAUAUUAUUUCUAAAGUUGAGGCUAGGGAUAUCACAGAUAUGGCUAACAAGGCUUCUAAAGAGCCUGUUGAUUGUGUAAAUAAUACAGGUUCUCUUGCUUUGCUGGCCCAGAGUGCAAGUAGGGACAGUUUACAGAGCACACGUGGGGCAGGCAGGCUUCAGACCUCUGGAAUUGGGCUGUCUGCAAACCUCCAGCAUUUUCAGGAAGAAAGCUUCAGGAAAAGUUCUCCCCAGUUAGAACCUACAGAAUUUUUUUCAUCUACUCGUGGUAUUGGAAUGAAUGGAAAUAAUACAGCAGCAGGGAAAAGAAUAGGAGAAGGUACUCAUCACCUCCCGCCUGUGAAAGCCCCCAUUCACACAAAGAAGAAGACGACAAAGCAUUGUUUCCUUUGUGGAAAGAAAACUGGACUGGCUACUAGCUACGAAUGCAGAUGUGGAAACAACUUCUGUGCACCUCAUCGCUAUGCAGAAACUCAUGGCUGCAUCUAUGAUUACAAGAGUGCAGGGAAGAGAUACUUACAGGAAGCAAAUCCUGUGGUAAAAGCACCAAAACUUCCAAAAAUCUAAUUCUUGCUCUGUGCCUACUGUUCUGCCUGAAGAAUUGUAUUACAGUGACAGAAGAAAUACUGUUUAGACGGCAUUGUUUUUGUUCGGCUCCAAAAGACUUGCCAAAUGACAAAAGUAUAAGAUGCAUAAUGUUGGAGACUGAGAAUGCUACUGUAUUUGACAUCUUUAUUCUUUGGUGAAUCAAAAGUUUUAAAAGUAGUUUGAAAAACUUUAUAAUGAUUUAGCUUUGUUAUUGCAUGUCUUGUGUUAUGUUAUAUUUGAUACUGCAAUUUUACUAGACAAGUCUUCAAAAGAUGUACUUUAGGAAAUUAACAUUAACUGUGUGACCAGCUUCCACACUGCACUGAAAUGAUCUGUCAAGUAAUAGCUCUACUCAAAUCUACCUGUUUUGUUUUGUUUUUUACUGGAGUAGGGUAAGUGAGAGUUUUAAAAAAAUCCAUGUAAAAAUUAUUGAGUUUACUAAAACAAGUUCCUUUUUAUUUUAAGCUAUUUUUUAUAAAAAAGAGCAUUUGGUUUUCUUGUGUAGUUUUAACACAUAUAUUUCUUCCAUAUUCAGAUUGACAUUCAGAUAUGUAUCCAUUCUAUAAAACACAGCAUGUUAAUCAUAGUAUAUAUUUCUUAAAAUACUACUUUUUGAAUGGUAGUUUUAAAACAGAAGCUGUCCCACUUGUUGCCAUUAAAUACAGAGCCCAACUUUACACUUCUUGAAAAAAUGGCUACACUUAAAGUAAAAUCUUACAGCUUGGUUUAUUUUUCUUAUAUGUUGAGUGCUAUUUCCAGGAGAAAUUCAAAUAAAUGUUUAUUCAUUAUGAGUUUGAUUAUUUGAUUAUUUACAAUAAUUUUUAUUUUAUAUAUACCUUCUUUAUAAAAUCAUUUAAUUAAAUCAGUAAUUUGUUCUACUUGGAAAAAAUGACCAUCAGUAUAAAAGUAUUAUUUUAGGGCAUUAAAGGUGCUCUGCUUCCCAGAUAUAACCUAUAAAGCAGCUAAACUUUUGGGAGACCACUUGCUUCAUGGGAACUUAGCCAGAUCUGAUCCUGAACCCUUGUAAAUAACAGGCAGCAAUCCAGGUAGACUCUGCAACUGUAGCCCAACCCAGGUGGGAUCUGUUGGGUUACCAGAAGGUGCCAUCCAGGGCUUCU
Manis pentadactyla (Chinese pangolin) is the source of this 4516-nucleotide messenger RNA. Its product is annotated as AN1-type zinc finger protein 4-like. The transcript is spliced from 10 exons. Lineage: Eukaryota; Metazoa; Chordata; Mammalia; Pholidota; Manidae. Bases 1233 to 3377 code for a protein of 714 amino acids. Gene Ontology annotation, molecular function: zinc ion binding; protein binding. The record is from RefSeq and is a predicted model, not a curated record.